Messenger RNA from Prinia subflava (tawny-flanked prinia), 1301 nucleotides. Its product is annotated as olfactory receptor 14J1-like. Gene Ontology annotation, biological process: G protein-coupled receptor signaling pathway. Lineage: Eukaryota; Metazoa; Chordata; Aves; Passeriformes; Cisticolidae. The transcript has a single exon. Gene Ontology annotation, molecular function: odorant binding; olfactory receptor activity; G protein-coupled receptor activity. Gene Ontology annotation, cellular component: membrane. The record is from RefSeq and is a predicted model, not a curated record. The coding region runs from base 290 to 1222 and encodes 310 amino acids.
ACCCAAGGCAAGCAGAAGGGGAUUGUUUAAUCAAUCAAUCUGGCCCUUAGCUUAGCAGGAGUAUAUUGUUUAAUCAAGGGGGCUGGCCCUCAACUUAGCAGGUCGUUGUUCACAAGCUGAUGGCCCUGCACCCCACACCCUAAAUCUCAAAGCAUGCUUUCAUUUCUAUCUCGCUUGUUGAACUCAGACUCCCAGAAUCUAAACCACCAUAUUUGCAAGGUCUUUCUACUUCAUCCUUCCCAACACUCAUUGUGUUCUUUCAACAGGGCAUGAUGCUCAGAGUGAAGAAAUGUCCAACAGCAGCUCCAGCAGCCACUUCCUCCUGCUGCCAUUGGCACACACGCGGCAGCUGCAGCUCCUGCACUUCUGCCUCUUCCUGGCCAUCUCCCUGGCUGCCCUCCUGGCCAACGGCCUCAUCAUCAGCGCCGUAGCCUGCGGCCACCUCCUGCACAGCCCCAUGUUCUUCUUCCUGCUCAACCUGGCCCUCAGCGACCUGGGCUCCAUCUGCACCACUGUCCCCAAAGCCAUGCACAAUUCCCUCUGGGACACCAGGAACAUCUCCUACACAGGAUGUGCUGCACAGGUGUUUCUGUUUUUGUUUUUCAUUUCAGCAGAGUAUUUCCUCCUCACCGUCAUGUGCUACGACCGCUACGUGUCCAUCUGCAAACCCCUGCACUACGGGACCCUCCUGGGCAGCAGAGCUUGUGCCCACAUGGCAGCAGCUGCCUGGGCCAGUGCCUUUCUCUACGCUCUGCUGCACACAGCCAAUACAUUUUCCCUGCCCCUGUGCCAUGGCAAUGCCCUGGGCCAGUUCUUCUGUGAAGUCCCACACAUCCUCAAGCUCUCGUGCUCACACUCCAAACUGAGGGAACUGGGGAUUACUGUGGUUGGUGCCUCUUUAGCCUUUGUCUGUUUUGUGUUCAUUGUUUUCUCCUAUGUGCAGAUCUUCAGGGCUGUGCUGAGGAUCCCCUCUGAGCAGGGACGGCACAAAGCCUUUUCCACCUGCCUCCCUCACCUGGCUGUGGUCUCCCUGUUUCUCAGCACUGGCAUUUUUGCCUACCUGAAGCCCCCCUCCAUCUCCUCCCCAUCCCUGGAUCUGUCAGUGUCAGUUCUGUACUCGGUGGUGCCUCCAGCCCUGAACCCCCUCAUCUACAGCCUGAGGAACCAGGAGCUCAAGGCUGCAGUGUACACACUGAUCACUAGACCAUUUCACAAAUAUUAAACUUCUAGCCAAUUUAUUUACAUCACUUGUAAUAAAAGUCAUAUUUGUUACUCCUUGUUGGAUUAUUUUGGAGGUUCUU